Styela clava is the source of this 2902-nucleotide messenger RNA. Its product is annotated as mitochondrial cardiolipin hydrolase-like. Gene Ontology annotation, biological process: piRNA processing. Gene Ontology annotation, molecular function: RNA endonuclease activity producing 5'-phosphomonoesters, hydrolytic mechanism. Gene Ontology annotation, cellular component: mitochondrion. Lineage: Eukaryota; Metazoa; Chordata; Ascidiacea; Stolidobranchia; Styelidae. The record is from RefSeq and is a predicted model, not a curated record.
UUUAAUCUUACCAUAUGAAAAUUGCUUUGAAAAAAUUUGAACUAUGAACCUAAACAAUAACAGGGAAUUCCCCCUGUCAUACCGCGGGCAGGGGCACCAAAUCGUUCUCCAGGACAUCUCGCCCAACGAGGGAACUGCAGAACUGUGAAAAUAAUGAAAGGCCUCGAUUCUGCGCUGAACUUCGCAGGUUGCGCUGCAAUUGCUGCGUUAUCCUUAAACGGGUGUUUGAUAUUAUACAGACUAUAUCGUCGGAAACAUAUCAAAGAUAUUUGUCAAGAAUGUGGAAAGUCAAAUGCAGAAUUUUGCAACGUCUUAUUCUUUCCAGAUAAGCAAAUUCCGUGUUUCAAAUAUGUGUUGACACCACAGGGCUGCUCCAGGAAGUCUUGUCUUCAUUCACACAAUGAAAAGUCAUCUUUCAUUCAGUUGAUCAGAUAUAUUCUUCAGGCAAAAAAGUCGAUUGAUCUGUGUAUGUUCAGUCUCACAUGCCAUGAGCUAGCAACUGCUGUUUUAAUAAAGUAUCGACUUGGAGCAAGAGUUCGGGUCAUUUCUGAUACAGAAUAUAUGAAUAUGAGUGGAUCAAAGAUACAAACUUUCAUGGAAGAAGGAAUCGCGGUUCGGCACGACCGUUCGUCCUAUCUCAUGCAUCAUAAGUUCGUGAUAAUUGAUGAAAAAAUAGUUAUAACUGGAUCUUUUAAUUGGACACAUGCAGCUGUUAUAGGAAAUUAUGAGAAUGUCGUUGCUACCAACAACCAAAAAAUCGUUCAACCGUACAUAGGUGAAUUCGAUCGUUUGUGGGAACUAUUCGAUGCUGAACAUGACGAACAAGGAAAAACCGUUAUCAGGAAUAAUCUGUUAGGAAAAGGUGAUAUGUACUAUCACAAGUGAUUCUGAUAAUGCGUAGCAACGAGAGUGGUAUCACUAUAAGGAUAUUCCUUGCGAUUACCUCUGUUUUGUUCACGGCAAAAUGAUAUUUUCUGACUGCCAAUCAGAAAGGGUGGCUUGAAUGUUUUUUUAGAAUCUCUCGUCAGACUAAAUUUUAAUUGCAAAUGUAUAUAUAUACCUCGUCAAUGUGACAAACGUUUUCAAUACAAUGCCAACUUCUGGUAAUCGUUUUGAAGCAGAAAAGAUGCUCAACAAAUAUUGCCCACGAUGUACCGGUUUAGUUACAUUAAUUCUAUUACUGUACAAAUUCGACUUUAUGGAUUCGAAUUAAAUUCCCCCCCUUUUCGGUACUUUACGUACCGGUAACUGUUUUCCAAUUGUACUGACACGUACCGAUUCUAGAACUAAAAGCACUAGAGUUUAAUUUGAAACAAGCAAGUCUUGGCAUCUCCGAAAUUUCCGACAGCAUUGCUCUUGAUUUUUUUCAAAUGUCUAACCAUUAGCUUGGUUUGAAAAAAAAUGCAUAACAAAUUCAAGGUUUGAAUAAGAAAAAAUUCUACCUAAUGAUAAAUAGAUUUUUCGAUUCGUUUUACUAGGUGAAUCGUUAUAAUUUUUAUGACUUUUUUUGUCUCCUGUAAUUGCAAACAUGCCAAUGUUAAUAUCCGGCAGGUGAUUGGCAAUGUGUUUAGCAAAACAUCGUCUUUUGUUUGAGAAUCGAACGAAGAAAUGGCAUCGAAAUGAUUGUUUAUCACGAUCAAAAUAUUCGCUAUUCAUAAUCUUGAUUUCGACUUCCUUUCGUGCCUCGUCCCAACGAUCAUUAAUUCCGUCGUAUUGUGCGGAAUGACUUGCAAAAAUAAAUAGAACAAACAUAGAUUGUGUACGGGAUUAAAAAGGCUACGGCCAUUUUGCUUUCCGAAAAUUACCCGGAUUUUUGUUUUUAAACGGUUUAAAAAUUUGUUUUAGCGUUACACGAGAGAAAAUAAUGUCGGACGGAGAUAUGCUUUGACCUUCUGUUAAAUUUUGGUAAUUUUCUGCACAUAAUAUGAGACUGUGAUGAAUCGUGUUUACAGAAUUUUAUUUGAACCUAAACAAUUAGAUAUUAUUUAAAACCAUUAGAAAGUUAUUACAUAAGGGGUGAACCGGAAAGAUUCUGGGUGUUCCAUUGUAUAAAAUUUACAUACACAUCAUGCGACUCUUUUGCAGUAUCUUAUCCGAAGCGAAUAUGUGGAACGCCUCCAAAUAAAUAAAUUUUAUUUGCACCCAUAAUGUAAGACGAUGGAUAGGUGAAAUAAAACGUGAGAAUUGAUUAAUUUAAAGUGUUCAAAUCGCCAUUCAUUCAAACUCGCGCUUGCGCUUAUUUAGAUUCCGAACGAAUUUGCCGACUCUGCAUGAUUUCUAAUUUUUCAUCAGGCUUUUCGAAAUUGAAAGUAAUUAUUUUAAGUAAUUAAUCAUUGUUACACAAUAAUUAUAGUUUAAAAUACCACGUCUUGCCAGCUGGUAAACUUUUAUCUCUGACAAACGAAAAUUAGGAAUAGUGUAAUGCUGAUUAUUCAAAAAUUAAUAUUUCGUCCUGGGGUGGAAUGUAACCUUUGAACCGGACUGUGCAUUGGAUUUGUAGAAUAAAAAUACAUCUACUUGUGACAAAAUGGCAACAAAUGUGUCUAUAUUUUAUAGUAAUAAUUUUUGUCUUAAUUAUGGCCUGCUCCAAAUUACUACGAAGUUAGGCAGAAUUUGGUUCUAUUCUGGUCUGGAAAAAAUGCUAACUCGAUUUAAUAUUUCUAGUGUUUUUUAGGUAGAAUGUUGCAUUUUUAAAAGUAAAUUCACAUUCUUCGUUUUAAAAGUUUUCAAAAUAUCAGUACACUUUCCUUAGCGUUAUUUUCAUUCAGUUUUCAUAUUUUUUUUUUGCCUAGACACAUAAAGUGGAUCAGGGAUCCUGCCCUUUUCUUUAGUUCAUUACUUGAUUUUCUUUUUUAAUAUUGCUUCAGCCACUUUCGUUUUAAUAUUAAAAUGAGAAAAGUAA